AAUCAUUUGAAACACAUUUCUUGUUGAGUAAAAGACAUCGAAAGGAAAUUAUUAAGAAAAUGUGCGAUAAUAUAAAGGAAGAGUUGGUUUCAGAGACUGACGAAUACAUCGACGAAUUAUUUAAUCCCACGGAAGACGUGAACAAAUUAAUCGAAUAUUUGGAUGCAAUUAAGAUCUCAGAUGCGGACGAUUCGGACAAAGAGGACAAUAAUAAUGAGGAUUUGAACGAAAACACAGAAUUGCAGAAAUACUUCAAGUCAUUGGAUAAAAUGUAUUUCAAGGAAAAGCUAACAGAGAAUAAAGUUUCAGUGGUUUUCUCAAACCGUUUGGUCAAGAAUUGGUCCCGAAUUGUAAAGCCUAAAGAGAUUUCACACGAAUUGAUGGAUAGAAACCGACGCUUAGAAUUACACGACCAUUUGGUCGACUCUAUGAUUAAGUCCUCACAAAUGAUCGAUCGGGCGAUUGCCAAAGAAAUGGAUAAAAAUAUAGACCAAAAUGCAGACCCAUAUGAAUGUGAAAGACAUGAGGAAAGUAAUGAUUGUGCGAAUGAUUUGCAUGAAAAUGACAAACAAAUUGAAAAGCCAUUCAAAAAGGAUGAUUACGUGAGUGAGAGAGCGAUGUCUGGGAGAGAACUGAGGGAUAAAAUGGACGAAAUCGAGAAAAUCUCUUUAGUCGACGACAUUCUCGAAGAAUUGGAUCCCAAACCAGAUAUCAAUGAAUUGUUUCGCGUUUUCGACGAAAGAUAUUUCGAGGGAAAGCUUCGCUCGAAUGACGUUCAGGUGAUGUGGAGUUACGCUAUGAACAGAAGCGCAGGAAUUACUUACCAUAAGUUUAAUGAUCGACCGAUUAUUAUCCGUUUGUCGUAUAAGAUCUUAAGGACUGCUCCGCGAAGACAUACCGUGGAAACACUUCUCCAUGAGAUGAUUCACGCGUGGAUUAACAUCCAUGACAUCAAUGAUGGAAAGGACGGACACGGAGUCGUGUUUCACAAGAAAAUGCAUGAAUUGAAUGCCAAAACCAAAACACAUAUCACUGUUGAGCACAACCUCUUGGUUCCCGACUAUAACCACAACAACUGAUUCAUUAGUCAUUCAAACGCUAUUCAAAUGUCGUUAAAUUUAAU
Messenger RNA from Medioppia subpectinata, 1123 nucleotides. The record is from the annotation of a GenBank genome assembly. Lineage: Eukaryota; Metazoa; Arthropoda; Arachnida; Sarcoptiformes; Oppiidae.